Hevea brasiliensis (rubber tree) is the source of this 2374-nucleotide messenger RNA. RefSeq names its product heterogeneous nuclear ribonucleoprotein Q. NCBI's taxonomy places the organism in Eukaryota, Viridiplantae, Streptophyta, Magnoliopsida, Malpighiales, Euphorbiaceae. Gene Ontology annotation, cellular component: nucleus. Gene Ontology annotation, molecular function: mRNA binding. The record is from RefSeq and is a predicted model, not a curated record. The transcript is spliced from 9 exons. Bases 587 to 2029 code for a protein of 480 amino acids.
CCAUUAAAUUAGAAUCAGAAAAGGGCACACUGGCUUUCUCUAUCGUCUCUGUUCUAAAAGCUUGGGCCCGCGUAAAAACAAAGAGCCGAAAGAACUCUCCCAGAGGACUGGGAAAAUUAGGGUUUUCUUCAGGAACAACCAUAUUGCCUUGUUGUGUUAAACGGUUUUGCUCGAUUUCACAUACCUUACCAGAUAGAUAGUUAAACAAUCAACUGGCUGUUGUUUUUGGGCCAUUGCCAGUAUCUAAAUAUCAAGAAAUUCACUGCUUCAUAUUAUAUAUAUACAUAUGUAUUUUUCACCUGUUGAGCAUCAUCAUCCUCUUGAUUAUCAUUCGUAAUUCUCUCUUGCCUGUCUCUAUAACUACUGUUACUUUAUCAUUAUCCCGUAAUUGAUUAUCAUUCGCAUUGGAACUCCUUGGAUCCAUAUCUGAUGGGAAAAAUUCAGUUGAGAAUCUUACUCUGCAACUCCAUUUGGCCUCUCAUUUUGUUUCCACCUUUCCGUACUUGUACUCUUUCUUCUGCGAAUGCUUCUGGCUUCUGUGCUUCCUUCACAGUUGCCUUGCAAGCUUUUUCUUUAGACACAUAAGAUGCCAAGGACAAGAGGUAUUGCUGUGGCUGCUGACAAACCUGAUGAAUCUGAAAAGCCUGUUGAAUCUGAAGAAGGGGUUGACCUUGAUGGUGACAAUGAACAAGAGGAGACAAUGGAAGAAGAAGUUGAGUAUGAGGAGGUAGAGGAAGAGGAGGAAGUGGAGGAGAUAGAGGAAGAGGAAGAAGUAGAAGAGGAGGUGGAAGAAGAGGAAGAAAUUGAGGAGAGAGCAGACGAGGCUGAUGCACAAAAAGGCUCAGACAGCGAGGAGGAAGAUGAGGGAAAAAAUCGUGCUGAACUUCUUGCACUUCCUCCUCAUGGAUCAGAGGUGUACCUUGGUGGCAUUCCUCAUGAUGCCACUGAAGAGGAUCUCAGGGGUUUUUGUGAAUCUAUAGGAGAAGUCACAGAAGUAAGGAUAAUGAAGGGAAAAGAUACAGGUGAGGCCAAGGGGUAUGCUUUUGUGACCUUCAGAUCAAAGGAGUUAGCUUCCAAGGCGAUUGAAGAUCUGAACAAUGCUGAGCUUAAGGGGAAAAAGAUAAGAUGUUCAACAUCUCAAGCAAAUCAUCGGUUGUUUAUCGGUAAUGUUCCAAGAAACUGGGAAGAGGAAGAUAUGAAGAAUGUUGUAAUGAAGAUUGGGCCAGGAGUAAUUUCUGUGGAAUUGUUGAAGGACCCACAGAACUCCAACCGGAAUCGUGGAUUUGCUUUCAUUGAGUAUUAUAAUCAUGCUUGUGCAGAAUACUCAAGAAAAAAGAUGUCAACCCCAAAAUUUAAACUGGAUGAUAAUGCUCCAACUGUGAGCUGGGCUGACCCUAAAAAUGCAGGAUCUUCAGCUGCUUCUCAGGUCAAGGCAGUGUAUGUGAAGAACUUACCAAAAGACAUUACUCAGGAUCGCUUGAGAAAGCUGUUUGAACAUCAUGGAAAAGUUACAAAAGUGGUUCUCCCUCCUGCAAAAGCAGGGCAUGAAAGGAGCAGAUUUGGUUUUGUGCACUUUGCAGAGAGGUCGAGUGCCAUGAAGGCAUUGAAGAACACUGAGAAAUAUGAAAUUGAUGGCCAAGUUUUGGAGUGCUCCCUUGCUAAGCCUCAAGCAGAUCAGAAGUCUUCUGGAGGGCCAAAUUCACAGAAGUCUGUCUUGCAUCCAACCUUCCCACCCCGUCUUGGAUAUGGUUUAGUUGGGGGUACCUAUGGUGCUCUAGGUGCAGGUUAUGGUGCUGCUGGCUUUGCACAACCAGUGAUUUAUGGUAGAGGACCAACUCCUGCUGGUAUGGCAAUGAUGCCAAUGCUUUUACCUGAUGGAAGGAUUGGAUAUGUCUUGCAACAGCCUGGAAUGCAACCACACGCCCCUCCACCACAGCCUCGGGCCGGCAGGGGUGGAGGUGCUGGCAGCUCAAGUGGUGGAAGACAUAGCAAUGACAGUAGCCGACGCAGCCGGUAUAGCCCAUACUAAUGUGAUUGCCAUUUUAGUGCAAGUGCGAGGGAAAGAGAAAAAAAGGUUCUUCAAUUAUUGAAUAAAGGCUUUAUCUGGUCGACGAAGAGUGCUUUCUGCAUAUUACUAGAGCCUAAACGCACUGAAAUGAAAUUAAACCGCUAAUGAGCCAUAGGGCAGAUGUGCUAACAAGCAAUCUGUUGCACUGCUCAACCCAUUUUGCCUUUUGCUUUUCGCUUUCAGGCCUGAGCUUGCUGGAUAGCACUAUGUCAAUUAGUCUGAACGUUAAAUUGUACUUUUGUAAACUGAGCUUGUUUGUGCAAGACAAUGAGAUUUUUUUAUAAUAUUGUUUAAAUUAAGGUAGUA